ACACCCCCGUGUUUAUGUCCGCCCACGGGGGUUGCCUGUCCCUUUAAUUGGCAUGUACCAAGUCCUUCCAGGUCACAUUUCCUCCCUGCAUCCCAGCCGUUUGGAAUCAUUGGCCAAAAGUCCAAGAGGAAGCAAUGUGGAGGCAGCGUUGUAUUUUUGUGGGGAGUUCUGGGCCGACCGGGAGCGAGAGCGCGCUCGGGAGCGAAGCGCGCCAUUGCGGCCCUCCCCGCCACGUGCCGUAGUCCAGUCCCAAGAUGGCGGCCACCAUGAAGAAGGCGGCUGCAGAAGAUGUCAAUGUUACUUUCGAAGAUCAACAAAAGAUAAACAAAUUUGCACGGAAUACAAGUAGAAUCACAGAGCUGAAGGAAGAAAUAGAAGUAAAAAAGAAACAACUCCAAAACCUAGAAGAUGCUUGUGAUGACAUCAUGCUUGCAGAUGAUGACUGCUUAAUGAUACCUUAUCAGAUUGGUGAUGUUUUCAUUAGCCAUUCUCAAGAAGAAACACAAGAAAUGUUAGAAGAAGCAAAGAAAAACUUGCAAGAAGAAAUUGACGCCUUAGAAUCCAGAGUGGAAUCAAUUCAGCGGGUCUUAGCAGAUUUGAAAGUUCAGUUGUAUGCAAAAUUUGGGAGCAACAUAAACCUUGAAGCCGAUGAAAGUUAAACAUUUUAUAAUACUUUUUUAUUUGUUUAAUAAACUUGAAUAUUGUUUAAAAUGAUAAUUUCCCUUCUUCAAAUGACAUGGAAAGCAAAACUUUCUUUUUUUAAAAUUUUCAUUUAUUUAAUGGAAACUUGCCUAUUUUCAUGUCUUGCUUAUUUAUUUUAUAUUUUUAAAAGAAGACAGUAUUCACCUAUGUAUUUUGCAUAACGAUUAUAUCAAGUCUAGGGGCUUUAUGUCAUGUUAUUAAAAUCAGUUAAGCAAUCUUUUAUGUUUCUAUAUUAUUUAGAAUAUUUGUUGUCGCAAUUUUCACGUAAGAAAAUUUAGCGGUUGUGUCA
This is a messenger RNA of Saimiri boliviensis boliviensis (Bolivian squirrel monkey), 991 nucleotides long. It is a transcript of the gene PFDN4, whose product is annotated as prefoldin subunit 4. The record is from RefSeq and is a predicted model, not a curated record. NCBI's taxonomy places the organism in Eukaryota, Metazoa, Chordata, Mammalia, Primates, Cebidae. Gene Ontology annotation, biological process: protein folding. Gene Ontology annotation, cellular component: cytoplasm; prefoldin complex.